Messenger RNA from Cebus imitator (Panamanian white-faced capuchin), 4569 nucleotides. RefSeq names its product carboxypeptidase Q. Gene Ontology annotation, biological process: peptide catabolic process; proteolysis; thyroid hormone generation. Lineage: Eukaryota; Metazoa; Chordata; Mammalia; Primates; Cebidae. The transcript is spliced from 5 exons. The record is from RefSeq and is a predicted model, not a curated record. Gene Ontology annotation, molecular function: metallodipeptidase activity. Bases 203 to 1186 code for a protein of 327 amino acids.
UUCGCCCCGCCUCUCGGCCCGCGGCUUGGCGGGCGAGCAGGGCUGCAGUCCCGAGGCGGCGCGGAGGGCCCCCGCCUGGUCAGGGGUGUGGCCGCCGCCAACGUAAGACUAGGCCGCGAGCCCGGUCCUGGGCACCGCCUCCGUCGCCGCCGUCAGAGCCGCCCCAUCAGAUUAUCAUAACAAGAACACAAACUGGAAAAAAAUGAAGUUCCUUAUCUUCGCAUAUUUUGGUGUUGUUCAUCUUUUAUCCCUGUGCUCUGGCAAACCUAUAUAUAAGAAUGACGUCUCUAAGAGGACUUUUCAAGAAGUGAAAGAAGAAAUAGCUAGCUAUGGAGAUAUUGCUAAAGCAAUCAUCAACCUUGCUGUUUAUGGUAAAGCCCAGAACAGAUCCUAUGAGCGAUUGGCUCUUCUGGUUGAUACUGUUGGACCCAGACUGAGUGGCUCCAAGAACCUAGAAAAAGCCAUCCAAAUUAUGUACCAAAACCUACAGCGAGAUGGGCUGGAUAAUGUUCACCUGGAGCCAGUGAGAAUACCCCACUGGGAGAGGGGAGAAGAAUCUGCUGUGAUGCUGGAGCCAAGAACUCAUAAGAUAGCCAUGCUGGGUCUUGGCAGCAGCAUUGGGACUCCUCCAGAAGGCAUUACAGCAGAAGUUCUGGUGGUGACCUCUUUCGAUGAACUGCAGAGAAGGGCCUCAGAAGCAAGAGGGAAGAUUGUUGUUUAUAACCAACCUUAUAUCAACUACUCGAAGACGGUGCAAUACCGAACACAGGGGGCGGUGGAAGCUGCCAAGGUGGGGGCUUUGGCAUCUCUCAUUCGAUCUGUGGCCUCCUUCUCCAUCUACAGUCCUCACACAGGUAUUCAGGAAUACCAGGACGGUGUGCCCAAGAUUCCAACAGCCUGUAUUACGGUGGAAGAUGCAGAAAUGAUGUCAAGAAUGGCUGCUAAUGGGAUCAAAAUUGUCAUUCAGCUAAAGAUGGCGGCAAAGACCUACCCAGAUACUGAUUCCUUCAACACUGUAGCAGAGAUCACUGGGAGCAAAUAUCCAGAACAGGUUGUACUGGUCAGUGGACAUCUGGACAGCUGGGAUGUUGGACAGGGUGCCAUGGAUGAUGGUGGUGGAGCCUUUAUAUCAUGGGAAGCACUCUCGCUUAUUAAAGAUCUUGGUAAAUAUUUAGAAAAUUGUUAACUAACAUGUGAGGAUUUCAGUAGUGACAUGUUUAACUCAAAACACAAAAUACUUGACAGAUUAGUUACUAUGAUAUGUUCAAAGGUCCUCUUGAGGUCAGUUGAUUCCCAGAAAAGAAAUAACUUAUUCUCUUAAAGAAAUUUGUAUUCUUGUGUACUCCAUACAUCUGAAGUGUCAAAUGUUAUUAGCCACUGGGGGAAAUGAACAAGCAAAUAAAACUGAAGCAAAUGUAACCAUACCAACUGAAGAAUAUGCAAGGAAAAUAUGACCAAAUGCAAAGAAAAAUCAGCAGCACCUCCUACUUCCUUUCCCUUAUUUAUUAUCAGAGAUUAUCAGGCUAUUAGAACAAUGGAUAAAGGCCGGUCGUCUUUCCAAGAUAGAAACAAAAGAGUAAUCUAGGAUAGAAAGAAUGAUUUCUAUAGCCACAAUAAGGAAUCUAGGCUGAAAGAUUGACCAGAUAAUUCUUUGUUGCAAGGUCUGUCCCACACAUGAUAGGAUAUUUUGCAGCAUCCCUGACCUCUUCCCACUGGAAGCCAGUAGCACCCUCCCUUAAUCUCAAGUUAUGAUAACCAAAAAUGUCUCCAGACAUUGCCAGGUGUCCCCUGAAGGACCAGGGGAAGCAGGAGCCCCAGUUUGAGAACCACUAAAAUAAGCUAAUAAAAAUAUCUAGGUAACGUGAAUACAGGGUCAUUUUGUUAAAGAAAACAAACUAAUUGGAAAUCUCACAUUGUAUAUACUUACACUUUUACCAUAACUACCAUAUGUAACAUAAAAUAUUUUUAAGCACCUACUUUGGUUUUUAUAAAGCACUUCGUAGAAGCUGGGCACACAGGUUUAAAGCAUGUCCUCUGUUCUUAAGGUUCUUAGAAUGGAGCGAGUGACCUUCACACACGCGCACACACACACACACACACACACACACACACACACACACAGAGUUAUCAAUAUAGACAUAAUUUCAACACCUAAUUUUAGAAUUGGAGACGGUUUGAGAGAGAUGUUAUCCAGCAAAUAAAACUGAAAAUCACACAUUCCUUCACAGAAGAGCUGGGAGAUGCUAUGUUAAUUCUCUCCUCCCCUUUUAAAAAUAUUCCCUUGGCUAUCUCUUCUUUCUGUUUCUCAUAUCAUUCCAGAAUGAAGUGGGUUCUAGAGCAAAGCAGGAAAAAGUCAAACAUUUUUCCUCUUUAUAAAUGACAGAUAUUUAUUUUGGACAUUAAUUUUAUUUUGGUAUGUUCCACCAGCUUGAUUGGAAGCACAGUGGUGGAAUUAAAAGAGAAACUUUCUUUAGACCCAUUUGAAUUGGACUUUAGGUCACUUUGUGCUACAAACUACAUUUUGGGCCUUAAGUCGUUUGAACGCUCUGGACUUCAUUUUUCUCAUCUCUAUUCAACCAUAAGUUUCAGAGUAUUUCAUUUGCUCUAGAUUGAAAUAAAAACUCUAUCCUCUUUAAGCUUUGAAUCUUACUUCUUUGGUACUCAGCGUGGGAUCCUGUUAAUUGAAUUGAUUUCAGUCACAUGGACAAACAUCAAAUACCAUGCAAAAGUGAGUUGAGUAUCUUUUACCAGUUCUCAAAGUACAUCAACUUCAGCUGCUUUUGAUAGCUAGUGACCAGUCUGUUCAAUUCAGGACUUAAAUCUCCAAAAGAUUUCUGAAAGCCUAUUUAAAGACAUGAAUAGAGCUCUAAAAUAAAGAGUAAUAUUUCUUUUGAGUAGGCAUUAUGAGGUACCAUAGUAUACUGUUAAAAACUGGAUUCUGGAGCCAGACUGCCAGGAUUUAAAUCUCGGCUCUGUAAUUUCCUAGCUGUAUAGCCUUAGGCACGUUACUUUGCCUCUCUGUGCCUCAAUUUUCUCAUCUGUGAAAUGGAGAUCAUAGUUCCUAUCUCAUAAAGUUGCUUUGAAAAUUAAAUAAACUAUUUACAGAAUAUACUUAGAAUAGGAGCUGGCCCAACCCAAGUUAUCAAUAAAUGUUAACUUUUAUAAAUUAAUAAGCACAAUUCUGACAGCACCAUUAUUUUUCAUAUAAAAGAAGACGAUAAUUUAGUUUACCUCCAUCCCUGUUAGUGAUUACUUUGCCUCCUAACUUAAUAUGUUAGCUAUACUAAUGUAACUUUAAAUAUCCUUUCCCUUUUCUACUUAAGCCACCAUGCCUUACACGGUAGAAACCCAGUGACUGCUCCACUUUUUUUCAUUUCAUACUGAAUUUGUAGAAGUCUUAUAUUUCUCCUGGUCACUUCUAUAUCCUGCUUAUGUUGAAUGCCCAGUAUCUACUCUGUACUUCAUUUUUUGUGAUUGUACUCAUUGAGUCUUACUCUUUAAUUUUAAAAUUGUGAAUUUAUACUUAUAGAUUGCCUAUGUAUUUUAAUAUGAAGAGCUAGGUUCAACAUGUAUGAAUUCUGGAUGAAAAUUGCUGAUAGACUUGAACUAGAAAUGCAGCCAUGGGCUUGAGGCCAAAAAAUAAAUUCAUAAUUAUAUUACUUAAUUACAUGGAAUCCAAACUGUUUAAUUGGUAAAAUGUGAAAGCUCUGUGGCAAUCUCUUUUUCCAAGAAAAAUGAGACUUAUUUUGGAUGAUAUUCCUUGGACGAUGUGUCAUGCAGCAUGUCAGAGUUCCUCAGUGGAGCUUGUUAAUUUGAAGAGUUGGUCCAGUGGCGCUCUCUGAUAUUUGGAAAUAUUUUUCUAAGAUUCAUCCUUCUGGUAUCUUCUCCUUUGUCUUCCCUUCUUGCCACUCUUAUAGAUUCACUUUUUGCCCAAGCCUUCAGCUUAAAUUAUGUUCAAUUAAUCUAACAGAAGAGAUAUUUGUGCUUUGUAAAUAUAAUUAGUCAUUCCCAAGUAACCGUCUACAGAAGGUUAUUUGCUAUUAAGUGCUGUUGAAUACUUCUCUGUGUUUGUGGUUUACUGGACUUGAAACUGUUUAUUUGAGAUAUUAUUUCCUGGAAUGUUCUGGUGUCAGUGGACAAAGCCUAUGACCAAUGAUGCUCCAGAAUGCUCAUUUGGCACUUGGAAAAUAAAUUACCAUCCAGCCCAAAUUCUUCCAACUGUAUCAUUUUCUGUGAAGUUAAAAUUUUGAGCUUUCAGGUCUAAAGAAAUAAGAAUUAACAGUAUUACCUGGUUUUUGGAAUGUGGGAUAUAUAAGAAACAUUUUUUCAGAAAAAUGUAAAUGAUGAGCCUCCUGAUUGUGAUUGCUACAGAGCUUGAAAGUCCAUGUCUUAGAAAAAUAUUUUAUUGGUAUGUUUCUUCAUUCACUCACUCGACAAAAAUUUGUUGUGCAUUGACUGCUGGUUCAUGUAUCAGAUGCCUUGUAUCAAAGAGGUAAGAGACAUGACUCUUUAAAGUCUUGAAGUAAGAGAGACAUUUAAUUCAAAAAUUGCAAUGAAAUUAUGGAAAGU